GUGGUGGAGGCCCGGUUUUCCCUCGUGAUGCUGAUGGAGUUUUUCGACGAGUCCCUGAUCCUGCUGAAGGAGCUGCUGUGCUGGGAGCUGGAGGACAUCGUCUAUUUUCAGCUGAACAGCAGGGCCCUGGGCCUAGUCAGGCGCCUGGGGCCUGAGCUGGAGGGACUGGCCCUGAGCUGGAACCACCUGGACGCCCGCCUCUACCGGCACUUCAACCGCAGCUUCUGGCUCAAGGUGGACAGGUUCGGCCGCACCAGGAUGAGCUGGGAGCUGGCGGAGCUGAAGUGGCUGAACCAGAGGAUGGCCAAGGCCUGCCUGGACGGCCAAGGGCCCAUCGAGGCGUCCAGGAUCCGCCAGGCCUCGCACAGGCCCUGGCAGCCUGUUGGCAGCCGCGGCAUCGUGGGAUACCAGCUCCGGGAGGGCGUGGACCAGGCCCACAGGGACCUCUGCGACUCCAUGCUCACCCCCGAGUUGCAGUACAUGGCCAGGCUGGGUGUCAACCUCUGGAGAGUGAGGCUCUGGGCCUGGCUGAGGGACCUCUUCGACUGGUAAGAGGCCGGACUGAGCCCAGGCCCCCCGGGGGGUGGGGGGGGGUGUGUUGUGGACAGAGCCCACCUCCUUCAGCCGCACUCCCAUGGCGUCAGGAGCAGGCCUUGAGCCUGACCUCAACCCCCCCCACACACACACAAAACCUGCUGAGGCCUCUCCAUCCUCCCCUCCCCUGCCACAGGAAC
Molecule: messenger RNA, 734 nt
Organism: Chiloscyllium plagiosum (whitespotted bambooshark)
Lineage: Eukaryota; Metazoa; Chordata; Chondrichthyes; Orectolobiformes; Hemiscylliidae
Source: RefSeq, a predicted model, not a curated record